Oryctolagus cuniculus (rabbit) is the source of this 16069-nucleotide messenger RNA. Lineage: Eukaryota; Metazoa; Chordata; Mammalia; Lagomorpha; Leporidae. The record is from RefSeq and is a predicted model, not a curated record.
ACCCUCCCCUUUCCCACUCCCUCUCCCCUUCCAUUCACAUCAAGAUUCAUUUUCGAUUAUCUUAAUAUACAGAAGAUCAGCUUAGUAUACAUUAAGUAUGGAUUUCAACAGUUUGCUCCCACACAGAAACAUAAAGUGAAAAAUAAUAGAUGAUUUUUUUAAAAUGAUGAUGAAAUCAGAGCAGACCUAUUGUCAUGUUUAAUCCCAGUGAGAGUCAAGUUGGGAAUUGAUAAUUUCUUUUUUUUUUUUUUUUUUUACAGAGGAUCAGUUUAGUAUGCAUUAAGUAAGGAUUUCAACAGUUUGCACCCCCAUAGAAACACAAAGUGAAAUAUAUUGAUUGAGUACUCGUUAUAGCAUUAAAUCUCAAUGUACAGCACAUUAAGGAUAGAGAUCCUACAUGAGGAGUAAGUGCACAGUGACUCCUGUUGUUGAUUUUACCAAUUGACACUCCUGUCUAUGGCAUCAGGAUUAUUUAUUUAUUUAAAAGAGUUACAGAGAGAGGUAGAGAUAGAGAGAGAGGUCUUCCCUCUGCUGGUUCACUCCCCAGAUGGCCGCAAUGGCUGGAGCUGUGACGUUCCAAAGCCAUGAGCCGAGAGCUUCUUCCAGGUCUCCCACAUAGGUGCAGGGGCCUAAGGACUUGGAGCAUCUUCUACUGCUUUCCCAAGCCACAGCAGAGAGCUGGAUCAGAAGAGGAGCAGCUGGAACUAGAACUGGCUUCCAUAUGGGAUGCUGGCGCUUCAGGCCAAGGCUUUAACCCGCUGCAUCACAGCGCAGGCCCCCACAGACUUAGGAGCAUAGUGAUACUUCCCACCCUGCCCUCCCUCCUGACCAUGGUCCCACCCAUACUCCGUCCUUGUUUUUUUCUUAUUCUUUCUUUUAAUUUUUACAAUGACAUACUUUCCGCUUAUUUAAUAAUCAUAAGCUUAACCUUCCUCUAAGUAAAAAGUUUAACAAACCAUAAGAAGAAAAAAACACUGUUCCUCAACAGUAGAGACAAGGGCUGUAAGCACUAAUCAAAUCUCAAAAUGACAAUUCGCUCCUGUACAUUACAUUUUCUUUACUCUUAGUUGUCACAGAUCAGGGAAAACAUAUAUUUGUCUUUUUAGGACUGGCUUAUUUCACUAAGUAUAAUGAUUUCCAGUUGCAUUCAUUUUGUUGCAAAAGCCAUGAUUUCAUUCUUUUUUACAGCUGGGCAGUAUUCCAUAAUGUAUAUGUACCACAUUUUCUUUAUCCAGUCAUCGAUUAAUGGACAUCCAGGUUGAUUCCAUACCUUAGUUAUUGUGAAUUGAGCUGCAGCAAACAUGGGGUACAAAUAACUCUUUCAUAUGCUGAUUUCAUUUCCUUUGGGUAAAUUCCCAGGAGUGGGAUGACUGGGUCAUAUGGUAGAUCUAUUUCAGAUCUCUGAGUAAUCAUUUUUAUUGUCUUUCACAAUGGCUGUACUAGUUUACAUUCUAACCAACAGUGAAUUAGAGUACCUUUCCCCCUACAUCUUCACCAGCAUUUAUUGUUUUUUUUUUUUUUUAUUUCCGUAUGAGAGCCAUUCUAAUUGGGGUGAGGUAAAACCUCACUGUAGUUUUGAUUUGCAUUUCCCUGAUGGCUAGUGAUCCUGAGCAUUUUUUUUAUGUGUCUGUUGGCCAUUUGAGUUUCAUCUUUUGAAAAAUACCUGUUCAAGUCCUUUGCCCAUUUCUUAACUGCAUUGUUUAUUUUGUUGUUGUUGAGUUUACUGAACACAUAGAUUCUAGGUAUUAAUCCUUUAUCAGUUGCAUAGUUUGCAGAUCUUUUCUCCCAUUCUGUCAGUUGCCUCUUCACUUUGUGAGGGUUUCCUUCGCAGUGCAGAAGCUUCUUAGCUUGAUGUAAUCCCAUUUGUCUUCUAUUGCCUGUGCUUCUAGAGUCUUUUCCAAGGACUCUUUGCUAUGCCAAUGUCUUGCAGAGAUUCCCCAAUGUUAUCCCCUAUUAAUUUGAUGGUAUCAGGUCUUAGAUUUAGAUCUGGAAUUGUGUAGCACAUCCUUUAAUGGGCUACAUUAAAGUCAUUCCAGGUUCUUAUUUUUACUCAAAAAAAGUACACGCUAGAAAUUGAACUUCUGUAUUGUUUUCUUUUUCCAGAGGUAUGACACAUGUUUUCUAGUUAGUACUCUUCUACCAACCAUUGUACUAAACCCAACAGACGGAUUACAAGUAACGCUUUCUUCCUAUCCCUGCUCAUGUUGAGCUUAACUGGGACACCAUGUUGGCAGGAGAGAUUGACAAGAAGAAAUUAGUCUCUACCUACCCCAACAGAAAACCCAACAAACUGAUCUACACAGAAAGGACUGUGAGCAUCUAUGCACAAACACACUGAGCACGCCGUAGGAAUAGGAGAGCAUUCAGUCCACUUCCAGCACACAUUCACUGCUGCCCAGUCAUAUCUGUCAUGGCAGUGACAACUGACAAGCACACGGCAUAUGACAGUUUGGUCUUUAAGUGGGUAAUCAUGGAAAUUCCAAUAUUGUCUCCACCAAAUGAACCUGAGUGUUCCUCUAUAUAAUUUUUUUUUUAAUAAUGCUUAGAAGAGACUUUGAGAAGUGGUGAGACUACAUCAGGACCAGGAGAAGACAAAGUGGUAAUGAGGACUACAGAUGCAAGACAAUAAGUUGAUAUCCACAUGCAACUUAGGUUAAAGGUGUCUCUCAGUUGAUCUCACAGCCCGGACAAGCUGUGAUCAUAGAAAAUUCAGGAAUCUUCAGACAGGCAGCUGGCUUGAGUAACAUCCUAAUCCAGGGGUAGGGAACAUCCUACCCGUGGGCUGUAUGACACCCAUGAAAUCAUUUGAGUUGGCCUUGCCAAGGCAACUGCAGGCAGGAAUCAAAAUUCAAUGAAUCUGUAGCAGGCUCAUUUUUAAGCUGAGAAUUUUGUGUGGCCCGCAAAAUGAUGUUAUAAAUAUCUAAAUGACCCUUGGUAGAACAAAGAUCCCACCUUUGCUAGAUGAAGUACCCCAGAAGCUGUAGGGUUGAACCUCUGACCCAUGUGAAAAAGAGCUGUGAGUGUAGGAGAAAGAUUCCCACAGAGCCUGUUGGGACACAGAGGGUUUGUGAUGGUGGGGGCUACUCCACACUGCUGAUAGCAGCAUGUGUAUUGGGUAGAGCUGUCCCAGACCACUCUGGAGUGGUCUGACUCACAAAAACUCCUGAAGGAGGUGUCCGCUUGGGGAGGGGAGGGUGCCUAUGGUUACUGAGUACAGGUGCUGUUUCAAGAGAGACAGAUCUGGGAGGGCCAGGGCUUGUUUUGGACCCAUAAGCCCUUGACAUGAACAGAGUCAGUCUUUCCAAGAUGCACUCAUGACCUGAAGCCUCUCGGAGCCUAUGGGAGCAGAUGACAUUAAGAAAAGACCCCAUUCAUUGCAUGGAGGUGGGACCUAAAACCAUACAUUCUUCUGAAAAGCUGGCAUGGGUGACAAGGGUGGCACCACUAAACCAUGGCUCAGGUCUAACCCUCAGCCUUCUUUAUCUGUGCUGUAGUCUGGAAACGUUUCUUCAAAAGCCAGAAAAACCCCGGGGCGCUGCAUUCUGUCCCGGUAGCCCCUCUUCCAGGCCAGCUCUCUGCUGUGGCCAGGGAGUGCAGUGGAGGAUGGCCCAAGUGCUUGGGCCCUGCACCCCAUGGGAGACCAGGAGAAGUACCUGGCUCCUGCCAUUGGAUCAGCGUGGUGCGCUGGCCGCAGCACGCAGGCCGCGGCGGCCAUUGGAGGGUAAACCAACGGCAAAGUGGCAAAGGAAGACCUUUCUCUCUGUCUCUCUCUCUCACUGUCCACUCUGCCUGUCAAAUAAAUAAAUAAAUAAAUAAAAAUUAAAAAAGAAAAAGCCAGAAAAUCCAUCAACAUGAGUGUCUUGGUGAAUGUGUCACCAGCCACUUCCUGUUCAUGAUGACAUAAUGUGAAAGCGCCCAUGUUAAACCCAGGAAUUGGGCUGGCACUGUGGUGUAGCAGGUAAAGCUGCUGCCUACAUUGCUGGCAUCCCAUAUGGGUGCCAGUUCGAGUCCCAGCUGCUCCACUUUCUAUCCAGCUCUUUGCUGUGACCUGGGAAAGCAGUAGAAAAUGGCCCAAGCCCUUGGGCUGCUGCACCAGGGUGGGAGCCCUGGAGGAAGUUCCUGGCUCUGGGCUCCUGGCUUUGGAUUGGCACAGCUCCAGCUGUUGUGGCCAUUUGGGGCGGUGAACCAGCGGAUGGAAGACCACCCCCCCCCCCGCCUCUCCCUCUCUCUCUCUGUGUAACUCUGACUUUCAAGUAAAAUAAAUAAAUAUUAAAAAAAAAACACCAGGAAUCCACUCCAGCAGCUGCCCUUUCAGCUUCUUUUCUACCAAAGAAACCUAGUCAUUAAAAACCAGGUUUGUGGGGCUGGUGCUGUGGCUCAGGGAGGUAAGCCACAGCCUGCAGCGCUGGCUUCCCAUAUGGGAGCAGGUUUGAGUCCUGACUGCUCCAUUGCCAAUCCAGCUCCCUGCUAAUGCACCUGGGAAAGCAAUGGAGGAUGGCUCAAGUGCUUGGGUCCUUGCACCCAUGUGGAGACCUGGAAGAAGUUCCUGGCUUUGGCCUAGCUGAACCCUGGCUGUUGUGGCCAUCUGGGAGAGUAAACCAGCAAAUGGAAGAUAUCUCUCUCUCUCUCUCUCUCUCUCUCUCUCUCUCUCUCAGGAAUUCUGCCUUUCAAAUAAAUAAAUAUAUCUUAAAAAUAAAGCUAGGUGUGGAAGAAUACUUGUUCACUUCAGUGUCUUUAAACUCCUGGUAGUCCUCAUCCAUGAUGUUUCUCUGUGUCAGCUGGAACUCAACAUCCAUGAUCAUGUCGUCUUUUAUAAAAAUAUUUAUUUAUUUAUUUGGAAGUCAGAGUUACACAGAUAGAGAAGGAGAGGCGGGGGGGGGGCGGUCUUUCAUCCACGGGUUCAUGCCCCAAAUGGCCACAACAGCUGGAUCUGCGCCAAUCCAAAGCCAGGAGCCAGGAGCUUCCUCCAGGUCUUCCCAUGUGGGUGCAGGGGCCCAAGGGCUUGGGCCAUCUUCUACUGCUUUCCCAGGCCGUAGCAGAGAAGUGGAGCAGCUGGGACUCGAACUGGCGCCCAUAUGGAAUGCCAGCACUGCAGGUGGAGGCUUUACCUGCUACACCACAGUGCCGGCCCUGAUCACACCCUCUUAAACAUUGAGCCAUAGCAUCAAAUCCCGCUUCAGGGAGGAGAAAGCUCGAGGAAAGUGUGCUCGGACUGAAGCCAGGAGCAGGCCUUGCUGACCAGGCCAGCCUGGUGGUUUUAUGUAGAAACAGGAAUUCCUGUCUGCUCUCCAUCACAUGUGCUACAAAGGUUCUUUCUCCUGCGCCCAACAGGGUUUUCUUUUCUGGGUUAGUCGGAUUGGUUAACUUUUCCCUUAGUGGCUGGAUUUCAACUUGCUGAGGGCUUUCCCAGCCUGAGCUAAGUCUUUCUUCCACGUUAUAAAAUUCCGUAUUCCCUGAUGGUGAUAGCAUUAUGUACUGUUGACAGAGAGGACUCCAGUGUCUGUGGUGUACGGUCUGUCUUUACUUCUUUCUUGAUAGAUGUCGCAUUGUCCCACACCAUUGAACAAGAACGCUGCUCUUCAUCCAUGCAGCUGAACUGCAGCUUCAUUGUAUUUUACACUUUUCUGAGUGCUUGCAUCUGCUUCUGAACUCUUCAGUUUUGUCCCACUGACUGACUUACAUGUUCAUGCUGCCACGCCGUUAGCAGCUUUGACGUAGGAUUAAUGGCUGGUUGAUUGAGCAUGUAUCUCUUAACAGCGUAGAGUAGUAUCGUUGGUCUGUAGAGUCUCAGUUGGGAUUCAGCCACUUGCAACUGAAGAAGUCUUGACAAAUACAAGGGUAGGAUCCGUGGCCACAGUAGGGCUAUCACAUUCAAGCUAAUCUGAUGUCUUAUCUCAACAUAUUAUUUUAUUAAGAAAGGAGUGUUCCUUUUUAUCAGUUGUUCUGACUUCUUACACAGUUCAGUAGACCCUGGAACAGUCAUAUUCUCUCAGAUAUGGGCAGAUGCUUGGCCAGAGUGUCUUUUCAGCCAACUAAUGGGAAUGUGAAGUGUUGUUUGCUCUAACGUGCAGUGAGAUUGCCCUUUGAGGCCUGUCAAAGUGAGGCGUGACUUUCUGCUCUUGGCAGGACCAGCCAUGGAGUGCAGGUUGUAGGACUCCGAGAGGCUGAGCCUGUUCGAAGGGCUUCUUUCCCCUUUCCCCUCCAUCAGAGCAGCACCAGGCACCACCCAGUUGUUGCGUGCACCACUGCCCUCUACCCAAGGGUGGGGCCUGCAACUUCCUGAGCCAGCAGAGUUCAGAGUGGCUCACUGGGUCACCUGAGAUGUUAGAAGUAUGGAAAGAUAGGCCUGCUUUUAUAUCACAGCUCCCAUAAUGAUAUGUAUAAAAUAUGAGACACUGAACCAUACAGUUCUAAUAAAUGUUAGUUAUAUAUGAGGGUACUUCACCAUGUUUGUGCAAAUCUGGAAAUAAAAUAUAAUGUGCCUUUUCCAGGAAUGUUUGAAGACCUCUUGUAUAUAUUUUGAAAACACGAGAAAGGUGUUAUAUAUCUAGUAAGUGAUAGAGAUUUAUGAGGAUUGUAUUUAUAUGUUUACUAAUACAAGUAAAAAGCAAGCAAAAUUCUCAAAGAGGAAUUCAGAUCUCAAAGAAGGGCCUUUGAAGAGAAGCCUAAGGUACAGUAUUCCUACAAAAAUAAAUUUUCCUGAGAGACCUGUGGACAGUGUGUGUUUCUCCAUCGCUGGUCAGACCUGGCAGCUAAUUCUUGGAAACCGUGCGUGGCUGUGCCUUGCUAGAGACCACAGCUUGCAGCCUGAGUGGCAUCUCUCUGGUGAGCAGCAGGUGCUGCUGAGUGUCUACUCAACUGUGUGUGUGUGGGUGGGGGGGGGGCAUGUGUUAUGUCUGGUGUUUCAAGCCCAGCCCAGGGUUUUUCGAGAUCUGUAAGAAAAUAUCUUUGAGUCUAUGUAUGGGAAUUACAACCAAGGCUGUCAUGGAAUACUUUCAAAAAGAUGAGAGAUCACCAUUCUGGAGAACACUGACAUUGUGUUAAUGGGAAAGCAGAAGCAGCAACCCCUCCCAGUCUUUUUCCCUAUCUGGCACGCGCUGGUGGUGGUGAUGACUGGGCCCAGCAGGAAGGCUUCAGGUUCUGUCUGCACAGCGAGGGCUGUUCUCUCUCGGGAAGCCUGGGGUGGGUGCAGGUGCAUGGCAGAAAAGGCCCUGCUGCCUCACUGCCCACAAACUCUGGCUCCAUUCCAAAACCCAAAAUUCAAAUUUAGCUGUUAAAGGAUAAGAUCGGGUCCUCCCAACCAAGAUUUGUUUUUUCAAGAUUUUAUUACCAAACUGUUCAAACACACACAAAGGAGAGACUAUACUGCCAGGAACAGGAACACCCAUAUGUCCAUCUUUCGUUUAUAAUAAUUUUCAAUACUUUGGUGUAUGUAUGUAUCUGCUUUAUAACUAUGGUUUUUUAAAAUAUUUAUUUAUUUGAAAGUUAGAGUUAAACAGAAGGAGAGGCAGAAGUAGAGAGAGAGAGAGAGAGAGAACUUUUAUUUGCUGGUUCACUCCUCAAAUGGCUGCAGUGGUCAGGAUGUGGGGUGUCAGGGGCCCAAACACUUGCGGCAUCUUCUGUUGCUUUUCAUGGGCCAUUAGCAGGGAGCUGGAUUGGAAGUGGAGUAAUCGGGACAUGAACUGGCACUCGUAUGGGGUGAUUUACCAGCUACACCACAAUGCUGGCCCAUGAAAUAGUUAAUUUUAUGUUGUGUGUGCUUUACUAUACAUAUAUAUAUAAAAGAACAAUUGAGCAGAUGAUGUGUUUGAAUAAGGCUACAAAUGUAUUUUGUCAUGCUGAAUGAUUUCUUCUAGCACUCUAUUAUACUAAUCUACAGCAUGUCCUUUUCUUUUAAAAAUUCUGUAGGAAUUAAGUUCAAUCUGUCUUUCCUACCACAAGAGCCCAUUAUAGUGGGUGGGGCCAUCACCUAUUACCAUAGCCUUCUUUCGAUAGGGUUUUUGCAUCAGUGUUGAUCAAGGAUAUGGGUAUGAAAUCUUCUCUUCUAAUGUCCUUGUGUAAUUUUGUAUCAGAGUAAUGUCAUUCUCAUAGAAAGAGUUUGGAAGUAUUCCACCAUUUUUUUUCUGGAAAGAUUGGUUUUAGUUCUUUAAAUGAAUUUAACCACGAAAAGAUCAGUUCCUGGAGCUUUCUUUAAUGAGAGACUUUAUUACUGGCCUGAUGCUUGCUGAUUAUUGAUCUGUUGAGAUCAUGUGUUCCUUCAUGAGUCAGUCUGGGUAGGCUGUGUGUCUGGGGGUUUAUCCAUUUCUGCUAGAUUACCCAAUUUUUUUCAUGUAAUCAUUCAGAAUAGUCUAUAUUGUGCUUCACAUUUCUUUGCUAUCCAUAAUAAUAUGUGUUCUCUAAUUUUUUCAUUUCAUUUAAUUAAGUCUUCUUUGAUAACAUAGCUGAGGUUUUCUCAAUUUUAUGUAUUUUUUCAGAAAACCAAAUGUGCUUAUAGUUUGUAUUGUUUUUCCUUUUGCCUAUUUCUUUUGUUUCUGCCCUCACCUUUAUUAUUUCUCUCCUUCUGCUAAUUAUGGACUUGUUUUGUCUUUUCUCUUGUUCUUUGAGAUGUAAUGUUCAACUUUUUAAAUCUGAGAUCUUUCUGUCUUUUAAUAGAGAUUUUUAUGGCCAUAAAUUUUGUCUUAGAAUUGCCUUGCUGUAUCCCAUAAAUUUUGGUAUGUUGUGUUUCUGGUUUUUUUUUUUUUCAUCUUAAGGUAUUCUAAAAUUUUUAUUUCCAUAUCAUUAUUGAUCAAAUGUUGUUUAAAAUAUGUUGUUUCAUUUUCAUGUCUUUGACAAUUUUCCAAAAUUCCUUGUUCUUGAUUGUUAGUUUCAUAUCAUCGUGCCCAAAGAUGAUAUUUGUUUUAUUUAUUUGACAGAGUUACAUAGAGGGGUAGAAGGGGGAGAGAAAGAGAGAGAGAGGGAAGUCUUCCAGCUGCUGGUUCACUCCCUAAAUGGCCACAACGGCUGAGCUGAUCUGAAGUCAGAAGCCAGGAGCUUCUUCUAGGUCUCCCACGUGGAUGCAGGGGCCCAAGCACUUGGGCCAUUUUCUACUGCUUUCCCAUGCCAUAGCAGAGAGAGCUGGAUUGGAAGUGGAGCAGCCAGGACUCGAACCGGCACCCAUAUGGGAUGCUAGCACUGCUGGCCGGGGGGUUUAACCCAUUGCACCACAGCGCUGGCUCCACGUACCUUGUUAAAAGUGGGGUAUUCUAUCCUCUGGUAUUACUGUAUUGCAAUCUGUCUCUCCUUUCAAAUCUUUCAAUAAUUAAUUAUUUUUUAAAAGAUUUAUUUAUUUAUUUGAAAUAGUUACACAGAGAGGAGAGAGGCAGAGAGAGAGGGAGAGCGAGGGAGGGAGAAAGGGAGAGAGGGAGAGGUGUCUUCCAUCUGAUGGUUCACUCCCCAUUUGGCUGUAAUGGCUAGAGCUGCACCAGUUGGAAGCCAGGAGCCAGGAGCUUCUUCCAGGUCUCCCAUGUGGGUGCAAGGGCCCAAGGAUUUGAGCUAUCUUCUACUGCUUUCCAAGGCCAUAGCAGAGAGCUGGAUCAGAAGUGGAGCUGCCGGGUCUCAAACUGGUGCCCAUAUGGAAUGCUGGCGCUCCAGGCCAAGGCAUUAGCCCACUGCACCAGAGCGCUGGCCCCUCAAUAUUUAAUUUAUAUAGAUAGGUGCUCUGUUGUGGGUAUAUUUGUUUGUUAUUUUACCUUGUUUUAUCCUCUUGAUGAACUGACCCUUUAUCAUUAAGUGAUGCUUGUAUUUGUCGCUUUGAAUGGAUUUUGAAUUGCAGCCAGUUUUCUCCGAGAGACAAUAUCAAGCCUUAUUUUCCUCUCUGCUCAGCCACUAUGUUCCUUUAUUGGAGAAUUUAAUCCAUUUCUAUUCAAAGUAUUUGUUGAAAUGGAAGGGUUGCCUGUGUCAUAGACCCAUUGCCUUUCUGUCUCCCUCUGCAUCUGUCUGUCUUGUGACUUGGUGGUUUUCUGCCAUGGUGUGGUUUGGGUCCCUUCCACUUUGCGUUGUUCAUCUGGCCCAGAUUUCCAUUUUGUGGUUGCUGAGAGGCCUGUGUAGAACAUCCUGACACAGUCCCUUUCAAGUUUGCGAAAACUUAACUUUGAUUGCAUACAACAAGCCUACACUUUCACUUCCCCCUCCAUUUGAAGAAAUGAUUUUGUCUGGUGUACCUUCUGACAGUUUAUCUUAGCUGUAGUUUUGUCUUUAAGUCCGUGUACUAGGGAUAGCAUUCCCUUAUAACCAUAUCAUCACCCUCUUAGAGCAUUCUGAAUAUGGCUUUGUUUUAAUCAUACCAUUGGAUUUUUCUUUCAUAUGUUUUGUUAUUAGUAGCUUUUGAUUUCAGCGUGAAGAAUUCCCUUCAGCAAUUCCUAUAACGGAGGGCAAGCCUAUGUCUCUCCUAUGCUUCCCUGCAGUGUGCAGAGCUGGGAGUCUCCCUGCCUCGGUGGGAUUGUUGGCUGUGCUUUUUUGCAGAGUGGAGCCACUGUGUGACUUCUGGGGUCAAGCCAACCUAGCUUUUUUUGGUUCCCCUAAACCUUUGGGAGUGGGAGUCUCUCUGCUUGGGAGAAUCACUGUGCUGGGCUCUGAGCCCAGGCAGGGAGCAGAACCGUCCAGGGACUCAAACAGGAGAGGCUGAGUUUUCCACCAUGCUUCUAAACAUGACCAGCUCGGCAUAGCAGGUGCUCUGUGGAGUUGGUGGGGUCUCUGAUAAGGUGCGGCAGCCGGCAGGAGCACCGGGGCAUGACCGAGACCCAUGAGCUGGCUGCGCUGACCGCUGCCUCGUGUCUGUGUCUGCCGUUGCUUCCCAUGAGGUAAGCCUGGGUAGCCUGUGUAGGGACCAUCUCAGGGUCUACGGUGGCUGGAUGACUUCUGCCAGUCCUCUUUUCCCCCUGUAGAUACUGCAGGCCCAGAGGAAUCCUCCAUGUUGGAGGUUGUGCUAUGUUGGAAGGGGGAGAGACAGCAUGGUCAUAGAAAGAGGUUCUUCCCCUUAUAAAACAGAUUUCAUUUGGUGCUGCAGAUCACAUGGCUGUCUCUAACUUGUUUCCAAGUGUUCUGGUUUCAAAAGGAUGUUGUAGUUUGUGGAUAGCUGCUGUUUUAACUUUGAGGAGGGAGUGCAAUCUGAGAUUUCUUUUUUUUUUUUUAAGAUUUAUUUAUUUGAAAGACAGAGUUACAGAGAGGCAGAAAGAGAUAGGGAGCAGGGGAGAGAGGUCUUCCAUCUGCUGGUUCACUCCCCAAGUAGUCAUAACAGCCAGAGGCAGGCCGAUCUGAAGCCAGUAGCCAGGAGCUUCUUCUGGGUCUCCCACGCAAGUGCAGGGGCCCAAGGGCUUAGGGCAUCUUCUACUGCUUUCCCAGGCCAUAGGAGAGAACUGGAUCAGAAGUGGAGCGGGUGGGACUCGAACCAGCACCCAUAUGUGAUGCUGACACUGCAGGCAGCAGCUUUACCUGCUACACCACAGCACCAGUUCCCUCUGAGAUUUCUUAUUCUGCCAACUUGCUAAUGUCACUGUCCUGAUUUUUAUUUUUGAAAGACAGUUACCUGAAAGUGCCCACUACCAAGGUAAAUGGUGACACAGCAAAUGUGUAGCAACAGGGUGUUCCAGAAGGAGUUAUCUUGUGCUGGUAAUAGAGUAUGCCCAGGUUGGUUGGAGAAUCCCUAAGUCCUCCUUGGCAUGUUACAUGACACACAUCAGUGGGGUCACCUGUGAGGGUCUCUAGAUAACCUUCACACUAUAACUCAUUCCAGUGUAGCAUUCUCUGUGCAGGGCAUAGCACAUGAUAACAUGAAGAUAGAAUGCCCAGACAUUGGGGUGUGCUCGGUAGUGUAGCAGGCAAAAUCACAGAAUCUUGAAGGAGUGCACCAGGCCAAUCGGGGUGAGUCCACAGCAGAGGUAAAGCAAUUUAAAAUAGACGACAGUCAUCAAACCCCUGGGAUAGUCCAUGGAACAGCAGUUCUUAAUGCUAUUUCAGCGUUUCAGACAACUCAAAAGUUUGUAAAUAGAAGAAAAAUGUUUCUGGAAAUGGAACGAGGAAAGUGGCAAUGUUUUUAUCAGCAGAGAUUCCUGUGAACAAAAUUCCACUGCUAUUGAAAUGGUCAAGGCUAUAGACCUUCCAGUCUGUCCUUGGGAUGCCAGUUUCUUUAUGAACAAAGAGCCUUUGGUAAUCUGAAGAUAAAAUCUGGAUUUUACAGUUAGACAAAUUUCAGGUGCACAAGCUUUGUUUUAAUUUUGUCUCCUUUUUACCUAUUUUUCUCUGUGUGUGUCUGUGUGUGUGUGUGCGUGUGUGUAUGUCCCCUUGAGGUAUAAAUCAUCCCUUACUCUAUCUUUCUAAACUCAUGUUGCAAGAAAGGGCAUGGCUAAUGUUGCCUAUAAAACAUCCAAGCACAUAACUCAGUAAAUGCUGCUCAUUUAUCAUUGUUCUUGUGAGUAAAUCAUUGACUGUAUCAUUUUUUUAUUGUAUGAAAACACACCCUUCCCUGGGUCAGGUUUUGUGCCUGUGUUUCUUCUGCCUGCUGUAGUACUGAGCUUGGACUCCCAGCAGGUGCGUUGCUCAGGGCUGCAGUUACCCAAUGUCUCCUGCAAUUAUGACCGGCCUCCUUCCUCUCUGUGUGAGCCUGCUACUGAUGUCUGGCGUUGGCGAGGCAGGCAAGCUGCUGGUGGUUCCCAUGGAUGGGAGCCACUGGUUUACCAUGCGCUCGGUCGUGGAGAAACUCAUGCAGAGAGGGCACGAGGUGGUUGUAGUCAUCCCAGAGGUGAGUUGGCAACUGGGACAAUCGCUGAAUUAUACAGUGAAGACCUACGCGACGUCUUACACUCUUGAGGAUUUGGAUCGUGAGUUCAUGGUUUUUGUCCGAGAUGCGUGGAAAAUUCGAGAGCAAAGUUUAAUUUCUGCAUUUACGACCUCAACCACAAAAUUUUUUGACCUGAAAUUUUCACAUUGUAGUAGCUUGUUUAAUGAUAAGAAAUUAGUGGAAUAUUUAAAAGAUAGUUUUUUUGAUGCAGUAUUUCUGGAUCCUUUUGAUAUGUGUGGCUUAAUUGUUGCCAAAUAUUUUUCACUCCCUUCCGUGGUGUUCACCAGGGGAGUAUUUUGCCAUCAUCUUGAGGAAGCUGCACAGUGCCCCAGUCCUCCUUCUUAUGUCCCCAGAAAUUUGUUGGGGUUUUCAGACGUCAUGACUUUCGAGGAGAGAGUAAAGAACUACAUAUUUCACGUGGAGGAGCAUUUAUUUUGCCGCUAUUUUUUGAAAAAGACCUUAGACAUUGCUUCUGAAGUUCUCCAGGCUCCUGUCACACCCUAUGAUCUCUUCAGCCACACAUCGAUUUGGUUGUUACGGACUGACUUUAUUUUGGACUAUCCCAAACCCAUAAUGCCCAACAUGGUGUUCGUGGGUGGCAUCAACUGCCAGCAGGGGAAACCUUUGUCGAAGGUGAGCUCUGUCCUGUAGAAUAAUCUCCCUUUGCAUAGUGAAUGUAAGAUUCCUCACUCAGCUGUGAUGUGUUAGUCACCUUUGUUGCAUCUGGAAUGAUUUAACGAGUUAGAUGGUGACAGUUCAUUUACUUGUGGGUUAAUAAUGCUGCCUCCUUAAUAUGUGUCUACAGUGAUUUUAUAUGAAAUACUCUGGGAAGAACAGUGAGAAACAAAGGGUAAAUGAAACUUUUCUUUUCUCUAAGUCCAUGAUAUCCCUUAUCAAAAAGUCUCUUACAGGGCAGGCUUGAGUCCUACAUCUUCUGUUGUCUGUUGGGAUGCCUGCAUCUCCGAUCUACACACUUGGGUUGUGAUCCUUGCCCUCUCCUGGUUCCUGCUUCCUGCUAAUGCAGACCGUGGAAGGCAGUAGAUGAUGAUUCAGAUGAUGGGGUCUCUGCUGCCUAUGCGAGAGACUUGGAUUGAGAUCUCAGUUCCUGGCUUCAAUCUGGCCCAGUCAUUUUGGGCAUUUAGGGGGUGAACAAAUGUAUGGGAGCUCUCUCUGUCUUUCAGUCUCUGGCUGCCUCUAAAGUGAUAAAAAAAAUCUUUUAGUGGUUUAAAAAUUUAUUUUUUCUAUAAGGUAGAGAGGUGGAGAUAUACUUCAUUUUUUUUUUUUUGGCUAAAUUUGUAGUUUAAUUAUAGAGCAAAGAUUUGAAAUCACAAGAUCAUUUUAUCAAUCCUACAGUCUUAUUCUUGCUUCUACUUUUUCCAAAGGUAAGAAAUCUUACUGUCUCAUAGGAAAACUUUCCCAACCAUGAUAUUAGAUUUAUGAUUACUUAAUCAAAACAAACUGACACACAAGUGCAGGCUGUUAAGGAGUCUAAAGACAGGCACUAGCAUAUAAACAGAAUAAAAAUUUCAAGUUUUAGCAAAUCAGGUGGUUUUACACUAAGGCUAAGAGGAUGCCUAACAUUAUAAGUGCUGUGUAGGCACCUAUUUUGUUCUAUCAAAUGAUUUGGAACCACACUGAGCAAUUGUUCAAGAAUCCAGAAAUACAUGUUAUCUAGAAACAUAUAGCAUCCUCUCACCAAAAUCUGGAAGCCAGAGAGACUACCAGUUUAUAAUCUGCUUUACAUUAUUCAUCCAUCUUAUUUUAGAAGCAACCAAACUAUUAAAAUAUUCAAUUGCGAAUUACUUUCCCCUGCCUAAAACAAAGCCCUACAAAUUAGGCCCUUAAGAUUUUAAAGCAUAAUUCAACUGUUAUCUUUUAUCCUCUUGCUACUAGUCAAACUCCAUAGUAAGUUUGGAAUACUUCCUACAGUAUAUGCUUCCAUUUUAAAUACUUUUAUUCAGCCUCAACAAGAUUAAUAUUGGUCAGCAGUACCAUUAUCAGACCAAAAAUUUCAGCUUUAAUGCUAUAGGCCUGAGAAAAAAAUGAAGCUCUUAAAUCUUUUCUCUCCCUUUAAAAGAAAGUUAUAGACAAUAGAUAACUUGGCAUUUCUUUUAUAUCAUCAAUUUUCCACAAUGUCUUAAUCCAAAAGAGCAAAAAUUAAAUAAAUAGAUCACAUAACAAGCUGAAUCAUACACAUCUUGAUUAAGAAACUAAUACUGGAAUAUUAUCCAAAUCAUAAAGCAAGCACACGCUCAAUUAUCACAUUCCCUAUAUAUGAGAAGAGGCAUUCAGCAUUCAAGUCGUAAGUUUAUUUACAAACAUAUCUAGUAUGCUAUGAGUUCAAGAGUUUGAUCCAUUUUCCAGAGACUGAACCUCUUGAAAUGCUGUUAUCUGUUAAACGGAUGACCUAAAACAUCCUAUUUCUUAAGCAGUUGGUGCCGUACUAUGAAGAAAGGGGCAGCAAAUCCAGAUCCAAGAUACAAGGUCAUCAUAGCUAGCAACCUCCACUUGUUUUCCACUGAAAAUGGCAAAUUCUUCCCUGGGCCCUCCUCAUAGUGGCUCCUACGGACCACGGAGGUUGUGAACCUCCGGAUGCUCUGUCCCAACAUGACGCGGCUGGAAGCUCUGCGCGAGGCACAGAGACCGCAGAAGGAGAAAUGGCGGAACCACACGAAACCUCGCUCCUUGCACGACCUUGUUCCCCUGUGUAAGCAUACUUCAUCUUCUGCUUCACUCCCCAAAUGUCCACAAGAGCUGAGGCUGGACCAAGCCAAAACCAGAAGCCCAGAUCUCAAUCUGGGUCUCUCCCAUGGGUGGCAGGCACCCAAAAGCUUGGCUAUCACCUGCUGCCUCCAUAUGAGUCUCCCACAUGGGGGGGGGGCAAGCAUUUGAGCCAUCAGCUGCUGCCUCCCAGGAUGCACUAACAGGAAGCAGCGUUGCCAACAUGGGAUGCAAGUGUCCCAAGCAGCAGCUCAACCAGCUGUGCCGGGACUCCCACCCUUGAAGUAGGCCUGACAGAUGCACUAAUUGGAUUCUUACAUAUGUAUCAUUGUUAAAUUCUGGUGAAACAUCUGAUGUGUUGUAUCAGUACAUCAUUUUGUUAAGGAUGCACUGUGAAUUGUUCAGUACACCUUAUAACUGAGUCAUAUUCUCUCAGAUGUUGCACAUUUGGUUACAGUAUUGUUCCAGCCAGCUGAUGGGAAUGUGAAAUAAUGCUUGUUCUAAAAAUGUAGUGAGAUUGCAGGGUUUUUUUUU